Messenger RNA from Canis lupus familiaris (dog), 1272 nucleotides. It is a transcript of the gene ERG28, whose product is annotated as ergosterol biosynthesis 28 homolog. The record is from RefSeq and is a predicted model, not a curated record. Gene Ontology annotation, cellular component: endoplasmic reticulum; membrane. Gene Ontology annotation, molecular function: protein-macromolecule adaptor activity. The transcript has 5 exons. The coding region runs from base 188 to 733 and encodes 181 amino acids. Lineage: Eukaryota; Metazoa; Chordata; Mammalia; Carnivora; Canidae.
GGAAACGACCCAAUCCUGGAGCCGGGCUGUGGGCGGGGGCGAGGACAAAUGGCUCAGGUGGGCUCCUCGCUCGUUGGACCGCUUUUGGAGCUUGGCUGCUGCCGCCGGGGCUCCCGCUGGUGCUGCCCGCUGCUGUGCUGGGGAUCCGGUCACCAGGCAAAAAGCUUUCUCGGGUUGGAGGGAAGUCAUGAGCCGUUUCUUGAAUGUGUUACGAAGCUGGCUGGUUAUGGUGUCCAUCAUAGCCAUAGGGAACACGCUGCAGAGCUUCCGAGACCACACCUUUCUCUAUGAAAAGCUCUACACUGGCAAGCCGGAUCUUGUGAAUGGCCUCCAAGCUCGGACUUUUGGGAUCUGGACACUGCUGUCAUCAGUGAUUCGCUGCCUCUGUGCCAUCGACAUCCACAACAAGACGUAUGCUGUACCACAUCACACUCUGGACCUUCCUCCUCGCCCUGGGGCACUUCCUCUCCGAGCUGUUUGUCUUUGGGACUGCAGCUCCCACGAUUGGCGUCCUGGCACCCCUGAUGGUGGCAAGUUUUUCAAUCCUGGGUAUGCUAGUUGGGCUCUGGUACCUAGAAGUAGAGCCAGCCUCCGGACAGAAGAAGAGAAACUGAGGCCAGCGUCACCACCUCCGAGAUUUCGUCUUCUACCGUUACUGUCCCCUUCCUUCAUCUUCCCUCCUCUUUCAUUUCUUCUUUUCUGUACCAUCCUGAGCCCCCUUACCCACUGCUAGCCUUUUAGGUUUGGGGUUUUUCUUACAUUUAAAAAUUUGUAAGAUACAACCUUCAUACAGAAAAGUAUAUAACAUAUACGUACAAUUGAAAGAAUCAUUUUAAAGUGAAUACCCUAUACCUUCACCCAGAUCAAGAAACCCAGUGUGUGCCCUUCCCCCACUGACAGCCUCUUCGAGGCUCCCUUUCCCAGCCCUCAGCUUCUUCCCUUUUCUUUUCAUCCCUUCAUCUGACUUAUAUGGUGGGAACAUGUGAACUAUGAAACUUACAGCUGCUGCAUCACCCAGAGCAGCUGCCACCAAGGGCUGCUUCAGGAGGUCACCCUUCCAGGCUGGGCUCCUCUCUGCUACUGGACCCAAGACUCUGAACCAUCUGAGGAACAGGCAAUUCUAAGAAGGGCUCCCCUGUGAGUAAGCAUGGCUUAUAUGCUUGUGUCUACAAGUGGAUCAGGGUUGGAAGAGUCUGGGCUGUUUUUAGACCUUUUGGUCAGCUGUAUUUGUGUAACAAAUUUUGUAAUAAAUAGAAAAACCCUCUGCUCGGA